Ichthyophthirius multifiliis is the source of this 492-nucleotide messenger RNA. RefSeq lists its product as hypothetical. The record is from RefSeq and is a predicted model, not a curated record. The transcript has 3 exons. NCBI's taxonomy places the organism in Eukaryota, Ciliophora, Oligohymenophorea, Hymenostomatida.
AUGUCUCUUUAUAACUUAUACAUAAGAUAAUAAGCUGCUGAAAAAAUGAAAUAAAAAUCCUCUUACAAAGAAAUCAAUAACACUAACACUAAUUCUAAUACUAACGCUAAAAUUAACUCUAAUACUAACACUAACUAUAACACUAGCCCUAACUCUAACACUAACACUAACACUAACUCUAACACUAACACUAAUUCUAACAUUAACACUAACACUAACACUAACACUAACAUUAACACUAACUCUAAUUCUAACACUAACAUUAACGCUAACACUUAAAUUAAUGAUUAAAAUAAUAUUUCGUUAAAUAUUGACUUAGAUUUAAUUGAUGAAGGUGAAAAAGCUUUAGACGAUGAAAUUUCAUAAACAAAAGAAAAAAUUUUACAAAUCGAAGCUAAACUUUUUGAAUCAAUAAAAUAAUUAAAUGAAAAAGAAACCCAAAAAAAAAUUAAAACCCUAAUGAUUAGAUUUAUAAAACAGGCAAAAACUUGA